AUGUUCGCGGCCAUAGUAUUUGCCGGGGUUCUUUUCCUCAUUUACAACGUUGCCGGUGUGAUUUGGAACCUUUUCCUACAUCCUUUACAUCACAUCCCAGGACCCAAGACAUGGAUUGCCUUCCCCCUUUUGCGCAGGCUAUCGGAAGUCAGGGGGCUGCUGGAGCGGGAUCUUCGUGCCUUUCACGCGACAUACGGUGAAGCCGUCCGCUACGGACCGGCAGAAGUCUCGUUUAUCACCGCACAAGCUUGGAAGGACAUCUACGGCCACGGCCAUCAACAAUUUCAGAAGGUCCUCAACUCCGCCAGCAAUCCAAAGGAUAUCAUUAGCGCCAACAAUGCCGAUCACACACGACAUCGCAGAGCUCUGGCCCAUGCCUUCUCCGCCAAAGGGCUACAGGCCCAGGAACCCGUGUUAAUCGCCUAUGUCGACAAGUUAAUCAGCAGACUGCACGAUGUGGCAGAGUCUCGACUGCCUGUUGAUAUGGUCAAAUGGUAUAACCUCACAACAUUCGACCUCAUCGGUGACCUGGCUUAUGGAGAGCCAUUCGGCGGCCUGGACUCAUCCCAAUAUCACCACUGGGUGUCUACGAUCUUUCAGUCGGUCCGCGCGCUCUCUUUCAUCAAGCUGAAGGACGUCUAUCCACUUGUCUUUUGGAUCUUGGUGCCCUGGUUCCCAAAGGGAUUGCAGGAAGCAAGAGAAAAGCAGUUGCAGCACAGCACCGAGACUGUCCAAAAACGGCUCCAGAGCAAAGUCGAUCGCGGUCAUGCGGACUUCAUGCAGUCCAUGCUGCGGCACCGGGGAGAAAAGGACGAACUGACCGACGAAGAGCUGGAGGCUAAUGCCAACAUUCUCAUCAUCGCCGGUAGCGAGACCACCGCCACCCUUCUCUCGGGCCUGACAUUCUGGCUACUUCGUAGUCCCGAAUGUCUGGAAAAGGUCGUCCAGGAAGUCAGAUCCACACUGGAAACAGAAGACGAUAUCACAUUCAAUAACGUCAGCAGCAAACUUCCCUACAUGCUGGCCUGCAUUGAAGAGGGCCUCCGAAUGUACCCCCCCGUCCCGACCGGACUCCUGCGCUGGACGCCCUCGUGGCCUGUCGAGAUAUCCGGCGUCCAGGUUGCGCCACACUCCAACGUCUGUGUCAACCAGUACAGCGCAUACUUGUCGCCUACGAACUUCCACAAACCCGAACGAUUCAUCCCCGAGCGUUGGCUACCGGAAGCAAAGACCGACCCGUCGUCCCCGUUUUUCGAUGACCAGCGCAAUGUCUUGCAGCCUUUCUCGAUCGGCCCUCGCAACUGCAUCGGCAAGAACCUGGCGUAUGCUGAGAUGCGUGUCAUGCUGGCAAGGGUGCUCUGGAACUUUGACCUCGAGCUGGCUCCGGAGUCCGCGACCUGGAGUGAGCAGAAGACGUACACUUUGUGGCAUAAACCGCCUCUUAUGUGUAAGCUUACGAAGAGAAAUGCUUGA
Aspergillus heteromorphus CBS 117.55 is the source of this 1473-nucleotide messenger RNA. RefSeq names its product cytochrome P450. Gene Ontology annotation, molecular function: monooxygenase activity; oxidoreductase activity, acting on paired donors, with incorporation or reduction of molecular oxygen; heme binding. NCBI's taxonomy places the organism in Eukaryota, Fungi, Ascomycota, Eurotiomycetes, Eurotiales, Aspergillaceae. Bases 1 to 1473 code for a protein of 490 amino acids. The record is from RefSeq and is a predicted model, not a curated record. The transcript has 2 exons.